AUGUCCUCAGGCGUUUUGUUUUCCUUCUGUGUUCAUUGGCAAGCAACGCUUGGCUCAACGGAUGUGGCGCAUAAUAAGAACUCAUUCUAUAAACUCCAACUUCUCAAACACGACGUUAAAAAUGGCUACUAUUUGUUCCGAUCAUGGGGCCGUGUUGGAACGAAUAUUGGAGGAUCAAAAACUGAGAAAUAUGGCGCUGCACUUGAUCGUGCGAAAGAGGAUUUCGAGAAGUUAGUUUAUUUCUUUCUUCGCUUUAGAUGCAUCACGAGAAUCGAUUUGGAUAAGAUGCCGUUAGGACGAUUGUCGAAACGUCAAAUAGACGAUGCGUACAAGGUGUUGAGCGAACUCCAGAAUGUAACGUUUUCAUGUGAUACACCUACUGAUGCUACAAGUGACCAUUAUUUGGAUGCUACUAAUCGUUUUUACACUUACGUCCCACAAAACUUCGGUAUGGCUGCGCCACCGAUAUUAAAUACAAAAGAGAAAAUAACGGAGAAGAGCAAGUUGUUGGAUGAGUUAGCAGAGAUUGCAAUAGCGUACAGUUUGAUGAAGUCAGAUUUCGUGGAGGAUGGCGAUGCAACGAAAAGUCAACUCGAUUUAUAUUAUGAAAAGUUACAUGCAGAGAUGGAGGUGAGUGAUGCGUUUGAAUUCGCAUAUUACGAUGUCUAUAACUGCUCAUGUUUCGGGAAUAAAUUAUUGAUCAGUUUCAGUUUAGAUUGUAAUGUUGAAAUUCUGAUAAAACAUUGUUUAGUUUCCUUAUUUUUGACGACUUUGAGCUGUUCAUCGGAUUAG
Molecule: messenger RNA, 792 nt
Organism: Anisakis simplex (herring worm)
Lineage: Eukaryota; Metazoa; Nematoda; Chromadorea; Rhabditida; Anisakidae
Source: the annotation of a GenBank genome assembly